Vicia villosa (hairy vetch) is the source of this 354-nucleotide messenger RNA. RefSeq names its product phytoene synthase, chloroplastic-like. The record is from RefSeq and is a predicted model, not a curated record. Gene Ontology annotation, biological process: carotenoid biosynthetic process. The transcript has 2 exons. Lineage: Eukaryota; Viridiplantae; Streptophyta; Magnoliopsida; Fabales; Fabaceae. Bases 1 to 354 code for a protein of 117 amino acids.
AUGGUGGCGGAGAUGCGCAGAAUGCAGGGGCGGUGCGGCGACUAUGCAUCACAUAUAACACCAGCUGCUAUGGAUAGGCGGGAAUCAAGAUUGGAAGAGCUUUUCCAAGGGCGUCCAUUUGAUAUGUUUGAUGCUGCUUUAUCAGAUACGAUUUCCAAAUUUCCUCCAUUUAAAGAUAUGAUAGAAGGAAUGAGAAUGGAUCUAAAGAAAUCAAGAUACAAAACCUUUGAUGAAUUAUAUCUCUACUAUUACUAUGUUGCUGGAACUGUUGGUUUAAUGAGUGUUCCAGUUAUGGGAAUCUCAACGCAUUCGCAAGCCACAACUAAAAGUGUAUACAAUGCUGCCUUGGCUUAA